This is a messenger RNA of Tripterygium wilfordii, 526 nucleotides long. RefSeq names its product putative lipid-binding protein At4g00165. Lineage: Eukaryota; Viridiplantae; Streptophyta; Magnoliopsida; Celastrales; Celastraceae. Bases 41 to 418 code for a protein of 125 amino acids. The record is from RefSeq and is a predicted model, not a curated record. The transcript has a single exon.
GCUACUUUUUUCGUAAAGAGCUUCUUAUUUGAACCAAACAAUGGCUUCUAUGAGUCCUAAUUCAACAGCGGCUACCGUCCUAUGCAUAAUGAUUGCUGCAAUAUUUUUCAAUUGUGUUACUAGUCAUCCUGCAAUUGUUGCAGUCCCAAUAAAUCUGGGCAAGUGCCCUCAAAGUCCCCUUAAUUUUGGUGUUUGUGGGUCCUGGUUAGGACUGGUUGAGGAAGUUAUUGGAACAAAACCCAGUGAAGAGUGUUGUAGUUUGGUGAAAGGAAUAGCAGAUCUUGAAGCUGCAGUGUGUUUAUGCAGUGCCAUUAAAGCCAAUGUGCUUGGAGUUGUGAAGCUCAAAGUACCAGUUGCCAUUACCCUCCUGCUUAAUGGGUGUGGGAAGAAGGUGCCUAAAGGCUUUUCUUGUUCCUGAACAGCUUGUAUUGUGUUAUUCAGCCCUGAAAUUGAGAACAGAAGUGCCUGCUUUUACAAAGAAAGUGAUUUCAAGGGAUAUGCCAUUGAAGAACAGAAUUGUUCCUUU